GCUGUCGCUGCCCGCUCACUCAAGGGCCUUGGAUACAUGGUGACCUGAUCUGUGGCUCAAUUGCUGGUAAGACGGCGCCUUUCUCCUUCUAUGCACUCCCAGACAGUCUAGCAGUCAUUGUUGUGCACACGCGCAGCGCUGGCAGCUGUGUUCCUUCUGUUGUCGUUCCCUCCCAUGUCCCUGUCGCAGUAGAGAGUCUGCUCGCUGCCCACCAGAGUACCACUUUCGCUCAACCUCAUGGCUACUGACGUUAUCACUGACGAUGGACUGGAGCUGGAGAGAAUUGCCGUGCGUGCUGCUGCCACCGCCCGCGCUCCGUCCCAAUAGAUCGCUGUACUAACGUGGCGCAACACAGGUUGGCCCGUAUUGCGUCGCGGACUUUGGCUCCAACACAAGCCCCCAGCAGCAGACGACGACCAAUCGCCCACAGCCCACGCCGUCGCCGGCGAGGACUGGUACCGACAGCAGCGACAGCAGCAGCAUGGAGGAUCCCAUGAUGUCGAGCAACUUCCCCUUCGGCGGCAUGCGCGGCCCUUGGCUCGCCACUGCGGGCGACGACAUUACGCUCGCCGCGCCUGCCGACGACCUCACUAGCUGGAAUGAGUGGAUGCAGUUCAAUCCCGCUGCUGCUCAGAACCCCCAGCAGUCGGAGCCGCCCAUGACCUCCGCACAGACGACUGCCGUGCCCACCUCUGCUCCCAUGUACUCGCAGGCCGGCGCACCCUUCACCUUUGGUGGGCCCGUCGACAUGCCUGCCGCCUUCGACUUCAACGGCCACGCCCUGAGCUCACCCUCAACUGUUGACCCCCAGCAGCAGCAGAGCUUUUACUCACCGCCCGCGUGGACGCAGCAGCCCCAGCCGCAGCCCCAACUUUACAUGCCCACUGCAUUCGCGCAGCCCGGCCCACCUGCCUCGACGCCGAGCCUUCACCACAGCCCUGGCUCCCUUAACAACGGCACAUCAUCAUCGCACUCGUCGCCCGAGCCUGCAACAAACUCGAAGAAGAGGAAGUCGACUGAGGACACCGAGGACUCUGACGAUGUACCAUCAAGCAAGAAGGGCGGGUCGCAGCCGCCGAAGAAGACAGCGCACAACAUGAUCGAGAAGCGGUACCGAACCAACCUUAACGACAAGAUUGCCGCGCUGCGCGACAGCGUCCCCAGCCUGCGUGUCAUGUCGCGCCCCAACGGGACCGAAGAGGACGACGACCCGGAGGACCUCGAAGGUCUCACGCCUGCACACAAACUAAACAAGGCUACAGUACUCUCCAAGGCCACCGAGUACAUUCGCCAUCUGGAGAAGCGCAACAAGCGUCUCACGGACGAGAUUGCGACUUUGAAGGGCCGCAUCGAGAGCUACGAGAAGAUGGCCAUUUCAGGGCCCAUGACCCUGCAUGGGACUGUCAGCACGCCCGAUGGCAGCAGGUUCCAGGAAGACCCAUUUGUACAUCCCAUGGCGAAUCUUGGACCUCCGCAGGGCAUGAUACCUGUACCAGACAAUAUCCGCGCUCUGCAGCAAGGGCUGCCGCCACAACAACACUACGCCCACGCAUACCCACAGUACCCCGGACAUGGUCGUCCGGUGUCAGGACCGCCAAUGGUCAACGGACGCCGAAGCAGCGCAAUGAUAGGCAAGCUUAUGGUCGGGUCUCUCGCUGGUCUGAUGAUCCUCGAAGGAUUCUCGUCGCGCGAACAGUCGCAAGAGGAGCCAUCCGUCCACGGUCUUUUCGCUCUUCCUAUCAAUAUCUUUUCGAUCUUGUCUCCCACUACAUCUUUCGGCAGCACGACUGCGCAGAUACCCGUUGCGAAGUUGUUGCUCAUUUUCGGCGCUUUCUUUUACAUCGUUGCUCCAUUUUUCGAACACAAGCCGAAGCAGAAGAAGAAGACAGUCCCAGCCUUUGUGUUGACAUCCGCGCCAUCACUCGCGUCUCCGGUCGAGGUCCGUCGCUCGGCAUGGCUCACUGCCAUUCAGACCGUUUGGGUGCCGCAGCACAACUUUGUCCUCGAGCUCGCAGCACUCGCUCUCAAGAUGUUGAAGCUCAGCACACGCAGGAUCAUCGGCUGGGAUGGGUACGCGUACCUUACAGGCACAACGAAGGACCAGGAGAUUGCACGAGUCAAGGCAUGGAACAUUGCGCUGGACGCUCAGCUUACGGGUGGCGAUGCGGAGAUCAGCAAGAGCCGACUUGUGCUGAGCCUUAUGGCCUCCGGUACUUUACCAGACACACCUGCGCGUCUCAUGCUCAAGGCUCUACACAUUCGUGUAUUGCUUUGGGAGGUCUCUUGCGCUACCUAUGGAGGAUGGAAAGUGGUGGAUGAGCUGAGUGCAAAGAUGGCUCGCAGCUGCUGGAAUGCUGCCCGCAGCGAGCACCGUAUUGCCAGCAACUCGAAGGACAAGGAAGCUGAACCACUACCGGACCACCUGGCUGCUCUCAUCGAGAGGGAGUGCGAUGACGUACUGGUUGCAUCGAUCAUCCAGCGAGCUUACAACCUGGCCUGGAAUCGACCCAACGCUGAGAAUACUACCCUCGAUGCUUCUAUGGACGGUGUCGUCGAGGAUUUCGCCAUCAGCUCGCCCCUUGACGCACUCGCAGCAUGGUACUCUAGUCUCGUUUUGAACAGGGGCCUUGCUUCCCAUCUUGCCGCGAAGAAGGCAGACUCCAUUGCCGACCUCGACUUCGCUCUGCAGACUGCACCUGCCAAUUCGCAAGCUCAGAUGCGAGCCCUCGUUGCAGACGCUGUCGUAUUUGAUGAGGAUCGCGAUGCUCGUAUCGCCAAAGCGCUGGAAGCCUUACCUGCACCGCCAUCUUCAAAGGCCAGCGAGACCGGCCUCAAUCUCGUCGGCGACAGUACGGUCGCAGUCGACGUUCGCAAAGCACUCACACUGGCGAAAUGUCUCUCUCUAAUUGAAUCUCAUCACUACAGCGCACACAAGCGGGCCAUCUUCGUCGUCAACAACACUUUCCUCCCUCAAUGUACCACAACACUACUUAGCUUCGUCGCCGGCCAUAAGAUCCUCACGCGCUUCAUGGAAGACGCUUCGCUGCAGGCACAGACCAGCUCUGGCCUUGAGCGCAUCGCUUCUGCAUUGCGCAUGUGGAUCGGUCGCAAGACGAGUCCACGUGGCAACUUGUCGAACAAGGCACGAACCAGGAUCAUCGAGUACUGCCUCAAGACUAGCAAAACACUGGUCGGGCUUGCUGAGGUCGAUGACGGAUACGUCAGUGCGAGCGCGAAGGAUGAUGAGGCGUCAUUGUAACCUUUUACCUUUUCUUGGACUUUUGUAUGGGAAUAUGCGGCCUCAAUGGAUCGCUGGCGUUGCACACGAAGAACACAGCUGUCAUGGCUUUUGAUUACGGCGCUCGGGCAGCUCGCUGAGGCGAGGCUUUGGCCACUCACUUUUCGUUUUUUGAUGUUUGCUUCAGAGCUACUACAUAGAUACCACUCAAUGUCACUGCACCAUCAUCGAGGUGACGAUUUUACCUCAAGUUCUACUACCUUUCUGUCGACCUACAUGGAUAAGUGGUACUCGGAUCAGCUGAGCUGCAGCUUCCCGUCGAUCUGCAAGGUGUGUGUUACACUAGGUGUAGCAAUGAGAACACUGCCUGCCUGGCCUUUGUCGCGAGCGACCACAGCUUCCCCGCAUCAAAUUGGUCGAACAUGCUUGCAAU
Molecule: messenger RNA, 3671 nt
Organism: Didymella exigua CBS 183.55
Lineage: Eukaryota; Fungi; Ascomycota; Dothideomycetes; Pleosporales; Didymellaceae
Exons: 1
Coding region: 482-3259 (925 amino acids)
Biological process (GO): SREBP signaling pathway; positive regulation of transcription by RNA polymerase II
Molecular function (GO): protein dimerization activity
Source: RefSeq, a predicted model, not a curated record